GAUGCAAUGGAUCGGUAUGGCCGCCUAAUGAAAGUAGAUUCUAAAGAAAUACAACGCCAGCUUGGAGUAGCUGGCUUCACAAAUAUUCGUAAAACAGUUAUUAAAGCGUAUUAUAAUAACUGGCCUGAAGAUUCUCAUAACAAAGAGGUAGAUAAUUGGUUUAAUUUUGGAUUCUCUGUUAGUCUUGCAGCUCUAUUAUACACAGCUAUAGUCGAGACGCUAAGGAUAUUUAAGAAAGAAGUAGAGAGUCUUUACAAUAAAGUUAAGAGUAAGAUAUAU
Molecule: messenger RNA, 279 nt
Organism: Ilyonectria robusta
Lineage: Eukaryota; Fungi; Ascomycota; Sordariomycetes; Hypocreales; Nectriaceae
Exons: 1
Source: RefSeq, a predicted model, not a curated record